This is a messenger RNA of Ruditapes philippinarum (Manila clam), 1753 nucleotides long. RefSeq lists its product as uncharacterized. Bases 200 to 1708 code for a protein of 502 amino acids. The record is from RefSeq and is a predicted model, not a curated record. The transcript is spliced from 7 exons. Lineage: Eukaryota; Metazoa; Mollusca; Bivalvia; Venerida; Veneridae.
UUUAAAGCUUCAUUGGAUACAAUAUGGCGGUAUUAAAUACUGGUCGAGUUUCUUAAAUCAUUGAAAAGAUCUUGUCAAAUUACGAGGUCCUGACAUUGUAACUUAUAGUUUUCGAUUAUAACUUGUGCUCAGUUUGUUUAACAUUUUACAGAUAUGGAUUUGAAUCUUUUAAAAGGAAUAUAGAACUAUCUAAUCAAGGAUGUCCGCUGUAGAAAUCGCAGCUCCGCCGACCGGUCCUAAUCUACAAGAGGUUCAGGGGACCAUAAUCGAAGAUUCGAGCACAGGUCCCGAUGGUCGUACCACUGGUGAAGACACUAUUGUAAAAAAGCAAACAAAAGUAGAGGAAAAAACGCAGGAAAAGUCGGAAACAGAGCGACAUUCUGUGCAUAUCAAAGACGACCUUAAAUUAGAAUUAGACUCAAAAAGUGUAGAGAAAGAUACAACGCCAGUCCCGAUGGAUAAUAAUAGCAAAGAAAUGGAACCCACUGACCAAAAACCUACUAAAGGUAACCCAAAAGUAACAGAAUUCAAAUUGCCUGAUAAAGUUGAAAAAGAUUCAGGGAGAGGAGAUGACGUAACAGAUCGAUCCGAACACGUGGUGGACAUUGUGAAACAAUCAAAACUGAAAGAAACUCAAAAGAAUGCAUCUUCGGACUUGGGGGAAUUCUCAGAAUUUCCUCUUUCUCGUCCGUUAACCGAAACAAGUGUACGAGAUGGUACAAAAAUGUCAUAUGACACGGAAAAAGAGCGGAAAGAUAUGAAAUCCGAGACGGACCGAGACACGAAAACUCCAUUUUCAGUGAAAGUGGAACGAAAACCUCUCCACACUGCACAGACCCGAUCACAUUCGGAUUAUUAUUCCAAGUCACCAUCUACUAGCAGAUUUACACAUCUGGCUACCUCGCUUGGUCAGUUCUACGGGUUUGCCGCUGACACAACAGGGAAAGAUAUGCGCUUUCAGCCACAAAUGCAUAGGAUGCGGAGACCACCAAAAUUAGUGCGGCUUGCGACAGUGACAAUGUCACCAAAGACGAAGCCGGUGCCCCGGGGACCAAGUCUGUACUAUGAGGAACCGACGAAGCCAAAGAAGGUAAUAACAUGGGAUGAGGCGAAUGAUGCCCGUCCACCUCUAAGGAUCGACAUGGAAGGACCGGGACCGACAAAUUAUUCUCCGAGGAACAAACCUUUAAAUGAAACGAAUUCUCCAGCUUGGACAUUUGGAUCAAAAUGUUUCAUUGAGAAAGCCGGUGCAGGUUCUAGAACGUCCUGGGAGAAAACGUGGUUCCAGAAUCCGGAAGUAUGGACGUCAAAAGUGGACUUUUACAACGACUCAGCUUGGCCGACUCCGACCCAUUACCGGCAUCGACCAGCACUGGGUCCACGCCAGCGCACUAUGGUAGAAGCUCCAUCCUUUACUAUCGGGACUAGACGAGAGACUACAUUUAGUAAACAAGGAAGUGAUAAGGAGCCGUCACCUGUUGACUACGACAAAGAUACCGCCGACAAAAUUGUGUUGAAGAAAGCUCCCGCGUUCUCCCAUCAGUUUAGGCGGGAAGGCACUGUCGUCUGGGCAAACAAAGAAAAAGUUCCAGGACCCGGCGCUUACAACCCAAAAUUCUCGUACAACAAGCACCACAGCCCAGCUUUUACGAUUAGAUCUCUACGUCGCGAGAAAUCUCACGUCCUUGGACCAUUCUCAACGUUCUGAGAAACACCAACCUAACAGCUGACCCAUCAAAUAUUGUAUACAUUU